Messenger RNA from Symbiodinium pilosum, 198 nucleotides. The record is from the annotation of a GenBank genome assembly. Lineage: Eukaryota; Dinophyceae; Suessiales; Symbiodiniaceae.
GUUGCCCGCAUCCGUGUGUAUGAGGGCUCCUGGAAGACCAGUCCCUCGGGUGAGCUUCAGCCACGUGAAAGACGUGGCGACGUGGAGGCCGCCUUGGACGUAGCAACCGUCGAGGGCCACGUUUGGGCCAAGAUGCCUGGAAAAGUCAAAAAGGCCCUCCAGGCAGAAGGAUCGAUGAUGGCACCACUGGUGCGCUAG